AUGGUGUAUCGAAGUGAAGGAGCCCCAGAUGCUCCCUACUUCACUCCCGUUCAAUCACCACCUGCAGGAACAGCAACAGCAGAGCAUCCUCCAACGCUCUUUUCGCCUCUGAAAAUUCGAGAUGUUACUUUCCAGAAUAGAAUAUGGGUCGCACCAAUGUGCACAUAUUCCGCCGACAAAGGCCAUCUUACAGACUUCCAUCUCGUCCAUCUAGGCGCCUACGCAUACCGAGGUGCAUCUUUGACCAUCGUUGAAGCUACAUCCGUCACACCCAACGGACGCAUCUCCCCAGAAGACAGUGGUCUAUGGGAAGAUUCCCAAAUUGCACCUCUCAAACGUAUUGCCGACUUCCUACAUUCACAAAACCAGAAACUCGGGAUCCAACUCGCUCAUGCAGGACGAAAAGCCAGUACGCUCGCCCCGUGGAUGUCCAAGGAACGUGGCAAGGCAAUAAUAGCCACCGAGGAAGCUGGUGGAUGGCCCGGCAAUGUCUGGGGUGCAAGCCCAAUCAAAUGGGGUGAAAACUGGGCAGAGCCCAAGGAAAUGACAAUUGCCGAUAUCAAGGAAGUAGUGAACGGAUUCCGGGAUAGUGCAAUCAGAUCCGUGAAAGCUGGCGUAGAUGUGAUUGAAAUCCACGGCGCACACGGCUAUCUGGUUUCCUCGUUCCUAAGUCCCAUCAGCAACCGGCGAACCGACAAAUACGGCGGCAGUUUCGAGAACCGAAUUCGCAUACUCGUCGAGAUAAUCGAAGCCGUCCGCGCCGUCAUUCCCUCCGGAAUGCCACUUCUCGUCCGCGUCAGCGCCACAGAAUGGAUGGACAAAACCGCCCCCGAAAGCUGGGAUGUUGAGUCAACAAUUAAACUCGCAAAACUACUCCCAGCCCUCGGCGUCGAUCUUCUAGAUGUCAGUUCCGGCGGUAACAACGAGAAACAAGCCGUCGCCAUGUUCUCCGAGUACCAAAUCAGCAUCGCAGGACAGAUCCGCGCCGCGUUACUCGCCGAGGGCAUCACGAAUCUGUUAAUCGGCGCAGUUGGCAUGAUCACGGAGGCGGAAGCGGCGAAGGAGAUCGUGGAGGCUGGGAAGAACGUGGAGAAGGCUGAUACGAUUGAGAUCUCAGAUGAACAGGGCGCGAUUGCGAAAGCUGAUAUCGUGUUAGUCGCAAGACAAUUCUUGAGGGAGCCCGAGUGGGUAUUGAGAGUCGCGCAUAAUCUUGGUGUGCCGGUUGCGUGGCCGAAACAAUAUCAACGCGCGCCUUUUCCUAAGGGGAGCAAGAUUUAG
Glarea lozoyensis ATCC 20868 is the source of this 1278-nucleotide messenger RNA. Its product is annotated as FMN-linked oxidoreductase. Gene Ontology annotation, cellular component: intracellular anatomical structure. Lineage: Eukaryota; Fungi; Ascomycota; Leotiomycetes; Helotiales; Helotiaceae. Bases 1 to 1278 code for a protein of 425 amino acids. The transcript is spliced from 2 exons. Gene Ontology annotation, molecular function: NADP binding; NADPH dehydrogenase activity; FMN binding. The record is from RefSeq and is a predicted model, not a curated record.